Molecule: messenger RNA, 2720 nt
Organism: Chaetomium strumarium
Lineage: Eukaryota; Fungi; Ascomycota; Sordariomycetes; Sordariales; Chaetomiaceae
Exons: 4
Coding region: 113-2647 (844 amino acids)
Biological process (GO): xyloglucan metabolic process
Cellular component (GO): extracellular region
Molecular function (GO): protein binding; cellulose binding
Source: RefSeq, a predicted model, not a curated record
GACCAUGGUUCCCUACCGUGUAGCGUAUAUUAACUGCAAUGCCUCUCUGCCGGCGGGCCCAGCGCCGUGAGGCUCUGCUUGUCAUAGUACCGCAACCGCACCCGGUGCUAAUAUGAAGGGCCAGUUGGCGUUGCAGCUUCUCCUCGCCGCCGUGGUGGCUCCCGCCACGGCCGCGACUUGGAAGAACGUCAAUAUCGGAGGCGGCGGUGGCUUCAUUCCGGGUGUUGUGUUCCAUCCCAAGGUCAAGGGCGUCGCGUAUGCCAGGACAGACAUCGGAGGCCUCUACAGGCUGAACUCGGACGACUCGUGGACUCCCGUCACAGACAGCAUCGCCACCGAUGCGAGAUGGGGAAACUGGGGCAUCGACGCCGUCGCGCUUGACCCGCAGGAUGCGAACAAGGUCUACGCCGCGGUCGGCAUGUACACCAACAGCUGGGACCCGAAUCCCGGCGCCAUCAUCCGCAGCUCCGACAAGGGCGCAACAUGGGCGUCGACGGAUCUGCCGUUCAAGGUCGGCGGCAACAUGCCCGGCCGCGGCAUGGGCGAGAGGCUGGCCGUGGACCCGCACAACUCCAAGAUCCUCUACUUCGGCGCGCGCAGCGGCAACGGCCUGUGGAAGAGCACCGACGGCGGCGUCACCUGGGCCAAGGUGUCGUCCUUCACCGCCACGGGCACCUUCGCCCCGGAUCCCAGCGACACGAGCGGGCUCAACAACGACAAGAUGGGCCUCGCCUUCGUCACCUUCGACUCGACGUCGGCCGUUACCAACGGCGCCACGUCGCGCAUCUUCGUCGGAACGGCCGACAACAUCACCGCCUCGGUGUACGUCUCCACCGACGCCGGCGCCACCUGGUCUGCCGUCGCCGGCCAGCCCAAGAAGUACUUCCCCCACAAGUGCCGGCUCCAGCCUGACGAGAAGGCCCUGUACCUGACGUACAGCGACGGCACGGGCCCCUAUGACGGCACGUCUGGCGCCGUCUACCGCUACGACAUUGCGGCCGGCACCUGGAAGGACAUCACGCCCGCGUCGGGCGGCGACCUGUACUUUGGCUUUGGCGGCCUCGGCGUGGACAUGCAGAAGCCCGGCACGCUCGUGGUCGCCACGCUGAACUCGUGGUACCCGGACGCGCAGCUGUUCCGGUCGACCGACUCGGGCACGACCUGGUCCAAGAUCUGGGAGUGGACCAACUACCCGAGCAUGAACUGGUACUACGGGCUUCACACGGACAAUGCGCCCUGGAUCAACGCCGGGUUCGUCUCGCAGGACACCAAGCGGCUGGGCUGGAUGAUCGAGGCGCUCGAGAUCGACCCCCUGGACAGCGACCACUGGCUGUACGGGACGGGGCUGACCCUCUACGGCGGCCACGACCUGACCAAGUGGGAUACGGUGCACAACGUCAGCAUCUCCUCGCUGGCCGUCGGCAUUGAGGAGAUGGCCGUGCUCGGCCUUGCUUCGGCACCUGGAGGGACGGAACUCCUUGCCGCCGUAGGCGACGACUGCGGGUUCACCUUCAAGAGCAGCAGCGACCUCGGCACCUCGCCCAAGACGCCCUGGAUGAAUCCCAUGUGGACCAGCUCGACCGACGUUGACUAUGCCGGCAACAAGCCUGCAAACGUCGUGCGCGUCGGCAACUCCAACGGCGCGCCGCAGAUUGCCGUUUCCACCGACGGCGGAGCGACCUGGAACGCCCAUUCCGGCACCGACAACACCAAGAACAGCGGCACGCUCGCCUAUUCCGCCGACGCCGACACCAUCGUGUGGUCCUCGGGCAACGCCGGCGUGCUCCGCUCGCAGAACCAGGGCACCUUCACCGCCGUGGCCUCCGUGCCCUCGGGCGCCGCCGUCGCGGCCGACAGGCGCAACAACACCGUCUUCUACGCCGGCUCGGGCAGCGCCUUCUACCGCAGCACCGACACGGGCGCCACCUUCGCCAAGGUGGCGUCCGCCUUCGGCAGCAGCAGCAGCAGCGUCACCGCCGUCAAGGACAUCGCCGCGCACCCGGCCGUGGCGGGCGAGGUCUGGGUCAGCACCGACGCCGGCCUGUUCCGCAGCACCAACUACGGCGCCACCUUCGCCCAGAUCGGCGCCGGCAGCAUCACCAAGACGGAGCAGAUCGCCUUUGGCAAGGGCAGCGGCUCGGCCUGGAACCUGUACGCCUUCGGCACCGGUUCCGCCGGGGCGAAGCUCUACGCCAGCUCCGACAGCGGCGCGUCCUGGAUCGACGUCCAGGGCAGCCAGGGCUUUGGCUCCAUCGGCGCGAACAGAGUGGUCGGCAGCGGCAACGUGGCCAACCAGGUCUACGUCGGCACCAACGGCCGCGGUGUUCUGUACGCCCAGGUGUCUGUGCCGGGUGGUGGUGGUGGUGGCAGCGCGCCGAGCUCUUCCGCCGCGCCGUACUCGACCACCUCUACCGCUAGCCGGACAAGCAGCGUGCGCACCACCCUGACCACCUCGACCGUCAAGACUACUACUACUAGUACUACUGUUCAGAGCUCCACCAAGACGAGUGCGGCGCCCACCACUUCGACGACUGCGCUCGCCCAACGCUACGCGCAAUGCGGAGGUGCUUCGUGGACUGGCCCGACCCAGUGCGUGCCGCCUUACACUUGCCAGAAGCAGAAUGAGUGGUAUUCUCAGUGCCUGUGAGAGGUAAAAGAGAGAGAUAGAGAUGUCCCAACGGGAAAGGGGUUGAGGGGAAGGGGUUCCAAUAAGUUGAGGG